AUGACCGGGCCCCGCCGCUCAUCGAACGUCGAAUCGCCGCCAGAAUCUUUCUUACCCACCCUACCAGAUGAUAGAGCGGAGCCAUCAACUAAGCCUAGUACCGUCACAUCCUCGCCAACCUCCAUCUCACCAUUUCCAUCUCAACCCCGAGACACCACGCCACUUUCCCUCCCUCCAUCCGCCCUCGCCGGCAAGACCCUCGACCUAACUCUCCUCACAACCGUGCACGCCCUCUCCGUCCUCCUCACCGGCGUUUGGCCACCCCCAUCCCGCCGCACGCGGCUCACCAACCUUAUAUCCUCCGCCACACUUCCAGCAUUGUUCACCUUCUCCUGCUCCACAAUAAUGCACGCCUACUUCUACGCCCCCUUCCGCCUCCCCCACGCCUACGUCUCCUGGAUAUCGCGCUUCGCGCGGCUGGACCCGCGUCUUCUGCGCGCUCUGCGCGAGGCCCGCUUCGGGAACUGGCGGUAUGGCAGAGAUGACGGGCUGGGAGGGCUGCUGGGCGAUAUGGCGCAGGACCUGGGGUUGCCGAGGACGUGGGGGGAUCCGGCGAAGACGGUGCCGGUGCCGUGUCAGCUGGUGCAUCAGGGGAUGGGGAAGGGGUGCGAGGUGAAUGCCGGGGUGAGAUUUGCGCGGGCCUGGGUCGAGGCGGCCAAAAUGUACCUGCCGCUGAGACUGGGCGUGGUUGUGCUGCGGUGGCUACUGCGGCUGCGACGCCAACGCUUGUACGGCCGGGGCACGGCACCUGGUGCCAGGACAGCAGCGGCGCCGCUGUCGCGCCUUCUCAUCCCCGCUCUGGCUGACGCUGCACGCUCCUCCGCCUUCCUAGCCGCCUUCGUAUCUCUCUUCUACUACGGCGUCUGUCUCGCACGCACGCGCCUUGGUCCCCGCAUCUUCUCCCCCAAGACCGUGACGCCGCAGAUGUGGGACUCGGGCCUGUGCAUCCACGCCGGGUGUCUGCUCUGCGGGCUCAGCUUCCUGGUCCUGCCCACUGAGGGUAACGGUACCAGCAGCAGGAGGGCGGAUAUCGUGUUUUUCGUGCUGCCGCGGGCGUUGGGGGUCUGGUUCCCUAGACGGUAUGAGCGGAAAUAUCUCUGGCGGGAGGGGGCUGUGUUUGCGGUCGGGGCUGCGGCCGUGGUCACUGCGGCGAUGGAGCGCCCCGAGAUGGUCGGUGGAGUGUUGGGGAGGGUGCUGAAGGGUGUCUUUGCUGAAUAA
Messenger RNA from Coniosporium apollinis CBS 100218, 1218 nucleotides. RefSeq lists its product as uncharacterized. Bases 1 to 1218 code for a protein of 405 amino acids. The transcript has a single exon. The record is from RefSeq and is a predicted model, not a curated record. NCBI's taxonomy places the organism in Eukaryota, Fungi, Ascomycota, Dothideomycetes.